UUGUUGGAUGUAAUAUGCAUCUAGUUAUAGGUGGGAUGUUAUGAUAGGAGAGGCUAGGAGCCUAAAUUAAUGGUGUAUAUAUACUUGUUCAGAAUAAUCAAAUAUUAUUUACAUUAUAUUCCGUCACUUGUUUGUAGGAGUACUAAAAUUCCAGCUCAUGUAAAUUAUUUUCUGUACGUAAAACAAAAGUUUCUGCACUAUAUAUGAAAAGUAACCUUAUUAUAAGACUUGGAGCUCCGAAAGCCGGCCACCCUUCUAAAUUAUACAAAUUCAACAGUAUAUAUAGAUAGAUAGAAGGAUAAGUCUAGCAUUGCUAUCAUCAAAGGUUGCUCUUCCAAGUCAAGGUAGAAUUAUGGGAGAUUCUUCAGCAGAGGAAAGUGGUUGGACUUUCUACUUGGAAGAUCUCUUGAACACUGAACAGUUUGAUCAUGAAAAUAACUCUAUGCAGCUUCCCUCUGCUUGUGAUGAUGAAAUGGGUAGUCAGAGCCUUUGUCUCGUUUCUGAUGCUGCUUCAUCAGCCUCGGUUAUGGGGAGUUCGAAAAUAUUGAGCUCCAAGAAGAGGAGAACCUGUAUAUUUAGUAAGAGAUCUUCCAUGGCGAGCGAUGAUUCAUUAGAAGAUACGGCUAGUUCUCCUGUUAGUAGUCCUAAGGUCUCCGAUUUGAACCGGAAGGCUACUAUGAACAGGAAACAGAAAGAAUGUGCAGAAAUUAUAGAGGAAUGUACUAGCACAUCCUCAACGGGACUGAAGAGAAGGGGACUUUGCUUGGUACCGGUUUCCACCAUUGUGAACUUCCUCGGUUGAUUUUUAGGCAAUUGUGAAUGAUGUUUAUAUGGAGCAGGGUAAUUGAUUGUCUUGUUUGGGAGGAUCUUUUCUCAUGUAAGGGACACCAGUCUGUUAUAGAAAUGCAUACAUAGGAUUGUCUCUUUGGUAAGAUAACUACUCAAGUUAAGGGCUUUGUGUAAUUAUUUAGUUAUGGCUGGAUGGCUGUAUAAAUUGUUGAA
This is a messenger RNA of Daucus carota subsp. sativus, 1002 nucleotides long. Its product is annotated as vascular-related unknown protein 1. The coding region runs from base 353 to 802 and encodes 149 amino acids. The transcript has 3 exons. Gene Ontology annotation, biological process: xylem development. The record is from RefSeq and is a predicted model, not a curated record. NCBI's taxonomy places the organism in Eukaryota, Viridiplantae, Streptophyta, Magnoliopsida, Apiales, Apiaceae.